AUGAACAAAGGUAGACGCGCUAGUCGUUGCGAAGCUCAGUCGGGGGACCGAACGAUCACCGUACCGAGUGCCUGCGUCGAAACGUGCGUCUUUGGCUCAAUUCUUCAGGAGUCAAGGUGUCCAAGGAAUGCUAUAACUGCUCGAGAGGAGGAGAAGCUGAAAGUGGUGAUGGUAAAACUGUUCAACCGGACCAAGAUCAAGUUCGACGAUACAAAGAUAGUCCGAAGUCCAGACUUAGGGGCCGAUCGCCGUCCUGUGCCUGCCGGAGAUUCGCCUCUCCGUCUUUUAGACGAAGGUCUGAGUCGUAGUGGUAAAUUCGAGGUGUUCUUAUUGGCAAUAAGCUCCUUGGCCACUGCUCGGCAUUACUGGGAUGGAAGAUGGUCACGAUUCUCUUCGAGGCUGGAGACUAAGAAGAUUGAAUUUUUCAAUAAUUCCAUGCCUAUAUUUCUGCUCUCAUCUCGCACAGUAAAGAUGCGUCAAACGUCCGGUAUUGCGGACACGAUUUCAAUUGUCCUGGAUCCACAGCAACCCAUUCACAAUGAAUCACCAACUGCACAGGGCCGACCGCCUUUCUGUGGACAUUUCAUGCCACCUGCAGGCUGCGGGAGGAUUGUCGUCAAGCUGCUCGUGACCAAAGGAAAGCAGUAUUUUUCUGUCGUCCGCUUUCAGAAACGUGGCUGGAUGAGGGUCAUGGGGUUAAGAGCAUAUGGGUCAUUCUCGUCAAGUCCGAAGCCAAAGAUCCAUGGGCCUUCUUUGAUGAUGCGCCCAGGGGGCUUUCGUAUGAGGAUAGGUCUGGAUGGAUUCGGUGUCCGCCAACCAGGAGGGGAUUAUAGACCGACUGACUUUAUGCGGUGGGGGCCAUUUGCCCUCGUAGCUCGAGGCCCUCAAAACAUCAUGCACCGUUCUUCCCCAUUCGACGUCUCUUUUCGGACACUCGGGUUUUUGCCUGAUGAUUGGGACCAGCGCACGCCUUACCGGGCCAUUGAAGGAUGCAGAGCUACUCUAGGAGCAACUUCCUUCCUGCCUGCCUGUUGCUACCACGGCACCACACGGAAAGGAUGUCGUUCUUUUUCGACGGCGCACGGUUCAACCUGUGAGCUGGAUGAGAGCUCGGUCCUCACGAACGAGAGGAGGGGAGAAGCAGAACGGGAAGAAAGACGACAUCCAGGCGAAGGUGGUAUAGAUGAUGCAGGCCUGCAGGGUGCAAACUGGAGGCGAAGAGCAAAUGACUUGUCCUCUCCCACCUCGAAUAAUUGCCUUCCAGCUGCUAGGGCGGAAAAUUUUUUGGGAGGCGUGAGGACCAGGAGGGCUUGCCUUUCCGAACGUCAGUUUAUCCCGCUGGCACAGGACGCGAUGACGACAUAUGAUUAUCCAGUGCACCUUCCUUCAGUCCAUGAACCACCUUGUCGUCGGUUCAGCCUUUCCGUUCAACAUCGCUUUGCUCCACGACCAAUGCGCGGGAAAAUACAGCACAGCAGACGAGCGAAUGUUUUCCUGAAGAUCAAUCCGGUGACCGCCAACCAGGAGGAUUAUAGACCAGCCAACUUCCUUCUCGUUUUUACGACUCGACUGUACAAAGUUCAGUAUGUGGUGGAGGAAACGUCCAGCUCGUAG
This is a messenger RNA of Desarmillaria tabescens, 1614 nucleotides long. RefSeq lists its product as uncharacterized. Lineage: Eukaryota; Fungi; Basidiomycota; Agaricomycetes; Agaricales; Physalacriaceae. The transcript is spliced from 13 exons. The coding region runs from base 1 to 1614 and encodes 537 amino acids. The record is from RefSeq and is a predicted model, not a curated record.